AGUUUGUUUUGUUGGAUAUGGGGACUUGGCACACAAACGUUAAUUUGGCAACAGAUACUCAGGACAGUUACACUUGCUUUCUAUUUUAUACAUCAGCAAAUUGCUGUCCUUCAGCUGCUGAUAGAUACGCCUGCAGUGUGCUGGGAUGUUUCACCCCGCCUUUAGAGAUUAGACACUUUCUUCGGAGGCAGCAAGGGUUAUUCUACCUUUGGAAAGAUUCUGCCUUGAUUCAACUCCGUCACCUCUUUCCUUACUGGACUGGGAGUGUCGUGAUGGCAGAGAAGAGGAACAGAGAACAGAGAAAAGGAUAUGAACUUGAUUGACAUUCUUUGGAGGCAAGAUAUAGACCUUGGGGCAAGGCGUGAAGUUUUUGAUUUUAGUCAACGGCAGAAGGAGUAUGAACUUGAGAAACAGAAGAAACUUGAAAAGGAAAGACAAGAGCAGCUCCAAAAAGAGCAGGAGAAAGCCUUGCUCGCUCAGCUGCAGUUAGACGAAGAGACAGGUGAAUUUGUUCCAAUUCAGCCAGCUCAGCGUGUCGAGUCUGAAGAUACUGAGCCACCAGACAGCUUUUCACAGAACACACAUACUUCAAAACCAGAAACAGAAGCCCUGUCCUUUGAUGACUGCAUGCAGCUCUUGGCAGAAGCCUUCCCAUUCAUAGAUGACAAUGAGCCACUGGUUCCUGCCCAGAUGGAUAGUAACCCAGUCUUCAUGUCUUCUCAUCAAACUCGGCCUGAAGCUGAAUCACCUGCAUCACCUGCCUUAGUUUUGCUACCUGAUGCAGAGAAUAUGCAGGACAUAGAGCAAGUUUGGGAAGAAUUACUGUCGCUUCCAGAGUUGCAGUGUCUUAACAUUGAGAACGAUAACCUGGCUGAGGUAAGCACAAUCACAAGCCCUGAACCAAAGCCAACAGGGAUGCACAACAGCUAUAAUUACUACAGCUCAUUAUCCACGAUGAAGAAGGAUGCUACCUGUGGUCCAGAGUUCCUGAGCAGUAUUGAAGGUCCUUUUUCCAACAUUUUACCGCCAGAAGAYACCAGCCAGUUGAGUGGGAACUGUUUAAGUCACGCAUCGAAUUCCAGCUCUGAUUUCUGUGAGGAUUUCUAUGCCACCUUUAUCCACACAAAAAAGAACAGUAACACUGCCACAACACACACGAUCAGCCAGUCACUUGUAGAUAUUCUCAGUGAACCUAUUGAUCUUUCCAGCUUCUCUCUUUGUAAAGCCUUUAAUGGGGACCUCUCGGGAGCUGCGCCAGAGUGUAAUGACUCUGACUCUGGUAUCUCCCUGAAYGCCAAUUCCAGCAUCGCGUCGCCCGAGCACUCUGCGGAGCCCUCCCUGCACGGAGAGAGGGCUCUGGGCUGCAGUGAUUCUGAGRUGGAGGACGGGGACAGCGCUGCGAGGAGCGCGCGCGGAGCUGCCCCGGGCACCCGGCCCCUCGGCAGCGGCGCCCUCGCUUGCGCGCCCGGYCCCGCUCUGCCCGGCCCCAACACACCAAAGAAAGAAGCGCCCCCCAGAGCCCCCUGUGCAAAGGAGAAGCCCCCGGGCCGCCUCGGAGCGCCUCUCACCAGGGAUGAGCAGCGAGCAAAGGCUCUGCAGAUCCCCUUUCCUGUAGAAAAAAUCAUCAAUCUGCCCGUGGAUGACUUCAAUGAAAUGAUGUCCAAGGAGCAGUUCAGCGAGGCCCAGCUUGCCCUUAUUCGAGAUAUACGUAGGAGGGGCAAGAAUAAAGUGGCUGCUCAGAACUGCCGGAAAAGAAAACUGGAAAAUAGAGUGGAACUGGAGCAAGAUUUGAGUAACCUAAAAGACGAGAAAGAGAAAUUGCUUAAGGAGAAAGGAGAGAAUGACAAAAGUCUUCGGCAAAUGAAAAAGCAACUCACCACUUUAUACCUUGAGGUCUUCAGCAUGCUGCGGGAUGAGGAUGGAAGGUCUUAUUCUCCUAGUGAAUAUUCACUGCAGCAAACUAGGGAUGGGAAUGUCUUUCUUGUUCCUAAAACCAGGAAGUCGGAGACUAAAUUCUGAAGAGCAGCACAGCUGGCUCCUGUUCUUCAGGUUGUUAUUUUUGUAUCGCUAUCCGGAUAGAUUUUACUGUGAGGUGGAAUGCAGAAUUGGGUAAUAUUUUUUAAAUGAUUCUAUGCAAAAGUAAUUCUAAAGUUAAUAACUGGUUUAUGGAAGAUGCAGGUUUAAAACUAAUAGUGUAAUGCAGAUGUAUGUAUGCAAAAUUUGUAAUCUCACUUUUAUAACAGACAUUUCUUUCUGAUAGUACCACUUUGACUAGUUUCCGUAUACAUGUAAAUAUUUAAAGACACCAUAUUUAUAUACUGUUCCUAUCUCUUGUUAUAUUCAUAGAUUUGAUAUAUAUAUAUAAAUGAUUUUAGCAUUCUAAAUAUAAUUUCUUGCAAUACAACCCSUACAGCUUCUGACACCUUUUUUAUAAAUAUGCAGUAAUGUUUCCCAUUUUCUUAUACAUUUAUAUUUGCUUUAUAUUUAAGAUAUAAUUAAGGGCAAAAGUUGGCAAAUUAUGGUUUUGAUUUGUUUUCAAGUUCAUUAAACUUUUUUACGUACUUCACGCACAUUUAUUUCCCUGCAGUAGGUUAGUUGCUGAGUGAGGCCUCCUCGCUGCUUUCCUAAGGAUAGGUGUUUGCGCUCCGGAGGCGCUGGGAGCCACGUUCCGGCACCGGGAGCAUUCCCGCUCCAUGGCCCUGCUCCCUUUGGCUGCCUUUGGAAGGACAGUGCAACAAACAAGCCGCAGCUCUCAGGUGCACGGAACAGUUUUUGAUUUUUUCUUCCAAUGCCACACACUGAUGAUGGUAUCUUYGCUCCAAAGGCAUUUAAAAUCUGUUAAUUAAAGCACGGUCAGCAUUAUGCAGUUUUCCAACUGAAAAUCUUGCUCGUUUCUCACUGAUUGUUCUAGAAAUGCUCUAUGCGUCUCUGAUGAACAGGCAGCCUUUGUCACUGCUGUUGCAUUUGAGAUGACACCGUAGUGUGACAGAAUGCCAACCAAUUGCACUGGCCGGGACCAGUGCUCAGGUGAUAUUAAAGCUGCAGAAUUUGA
Nothoprocta perdicaria is the source of this 3052-nucleotide messenger RNA. It is a transcript of the gene NFE2L2, whose product is annotated as nuclear factor, erythroid 2 like 2. NCBI's taxonomy places the organism in Eukaryota, Metazoa, Chordata, Aves, Tinamiformes, Tinamidae. The transcript is spliced from 6 exons. Gene Ontology annotation, biological process: regulation of transcription by RNA polymerase II; cellular response to oxidative stress. Gene Ontology annotation, molecular function: RNA polymerase II cis-regulatory region sequence-specific DNA binding; DNA-binding transcription factor activity, RNA polymerase II-specific. The coding region runs from base 310 to 2019 and encodes 569 amino acids. The record is from RefSeq and is a predicted model, not a curated record. Gene Ontology annotation, cellular component: nucleus.